AUGCGCUUGACUAACAUGAGAUACACUCGCGCCAUCCUGCCAUCACUACUCAUGGUCUACUAUCUGCCUUUACUGCAAAGCUACCUUUUGCCCGAAGUCUCUCAACGCCAGACAUGGCUUCAGAUCUGGCAACUGUUUCCCAUCACGCACUCACUCGCACAACUCGCCAUCAGCAAGAUUUGGAAAGAUACCGUCGCUCAAGACAAGAUUCAUGCGCCGAAGCGAGAUGUGUCGACUGUCAUAUACACUGUCGGUAUCCCUGCACUCCUCUCGACAAUGAUUUGGGCAUACACUCUCUUCACUUCUACCAGUCCUCUGCAUCAAGUCUUCCUGCCACAGCACUUGCUGUCCUCUGUCACCGACUUGCAUACUUUCACCUCUAAUGUCAUGCAAUGGAACUUCCUCCUCUUUGUUUCGGCAACAUAUCUCUGGUUGCUGUACUUUGCUUGGGAUGCCAAGGCUGCUGGUAUGGUCGAAAACAGCUGGAUCACUAUCAUCGCUGCUUUGGCCGUAGCAAGUGUUGUGCUUGGACCUGGUGGUGCGGUGGGUGUUGGGUUCUUGUAUAGGGAGUAUGUCAUCACGGAGAAGAGGCAUAGGGGUGCGAUUACGAGAGAGAGUGUGUUGGGGGAGUGGUAUAGGUUGUGA
Molecule: messenger RNA, 645 nt
Organism: Aureobasidium uvarum
Lineage: Eukaryota; Fungi; Ascomycota; Dothideomycetes; Dothideales; Saccotheciaceae
Source: the annotation of a GenBank genome assembly